AUGGGAAAAACAACAAUGUUUUCAUCCAUUAGUCAUGUCUUAUUGUUACUUCUACUUUGCUUUUUUCUCCAGAAACCCACCCAAGCUAUCAAAAAAUCCUAUGUUGUAUACUUAGGACAACAAUCUUAUGGUUCAAGACUUUCAGUUCUUGAUGUUGAAUCUGUCACAAAGUCUCAUUAUACUAUGCUUGGAUCAUAUAUUGGAAGCACCGAGAAGGCGAAAGAAGCUAUAUUUUACUCUUAUAGUAAAUAUUUUAAUGGCUUCGCGGCAAUGCUUGAGGAAGAUGAAGUUGUAAAGAUUUCGAAGAAUCCAAAUGUGUUGUCAAUUUUCUUAAACAAACCACGAGAACUUCACACAACUCAUUCAUGGGAUUUUCUUGGAUUGGAAAGAAAUGGUGUUAUUUCAAAACAUUCAUUAUGGAGCAAAUCUAAAGGAGAAGAUAUAAUUAUUGGGAAUUUAGACACCGGUAAUAAAUUCUAG
Lathyrus sativus (Indian pea) is the source of this 480-nucleotide messenger RNA. NCBI's taxonomy places the organism in Eukaryota, Viridiplantae, Streptophyta, Magnoliopsida, Fabales, Fabaceae. The record is from the annotation of a GenBank genome assembly.